AUGGAUGUUAAUCAACUUGCUGAGCACUGUUCGGACUUGGUCAUUGAUGGUGAGGAGAUUGGAGGUUUGGACGUGCCCGAAGAGUUGGCUGCGACUGAAACUGCUCCACACUGGGACCUGGUAGGCUGUUUCUUGACUGAUCGUACCAUCAAGUUUGAUCAUAUGCAGCAGGUGUUUGCUUCCGUCUGGCGGCCUAUGAUGGGUAUGAGGGUUCUCUCGCUGGAGGACGAUCGCUUUCUUUUCCAGUUCCCUCAUGCAAAGGACAUGCAUCGGGUUAUAGACGAUGGCCCGUGGUCGUUUGAGAAUCAGACUUUUGUGUGCAAAGAGGUCCCCUCGGGUACUAGGCCGGAGGAUGUGAUAUUGGAUACGGUGAUGUUCUGGGUGCAGAUUCAUGACCUCCCAACUGCUUAUGCUAAACCCGAGUUCAUCGCUCAAAUAGGGGAUUAUGUGGGUUCCUUUGUUCUAGAGGAUCUGAACAACUUUGGUGGUACUUGGAGAAGGAGUUACUAUCGCAUAAGGGUUGCGAUAAGGAUAGUUGAACCAUUGAAGAGAAGGAUGAAACUUAACCGCAAGGAUGGGUCUUCUCAUUGGGUUUCGUUUAAAUACGAAAGAAUGAGUACUUUCUGCUUUUGUUGUGGUCUUUUAGGCCAUUCGGACAAAUUUGUUAGGAACAUAUUGUAA
Ipomoea triloba (trilobed morning glory) is the source of this 681-nucleotide messenger RNA. RefSeq lists its product as uncharacterized. NCBI's taxonomy places the organism in Eukaryota, Viridiplantae, Streptophyta, Magnoliopsida, Solanales, Convolvulaceae. Bases 1 to 681 code for a protein of 226 amino acids. The record is from RefSeq and is a predicted model, not a curated record. The transcript has a single exon.